Molecule: messenger RNA, 1257 nt
Organism: Paracoccidioides brasiliensis Pb18
Exons: 3
Coding region: 1-1257 (418 amino acids)
Biological process (GO): mRNA alternative polyadenylation
Cellular component (GO): mRNA cleavage and polyadenylation specificity factor complex
Molecular function (GO): mRNA binding
Source: RefSeq, a predicted model, not a curated record
AUGGCUAGUACUGAGGAUGAUAACUUCGAUAUUGAUAUUUACGGGGACGGCGGCGGUUACAACGGGAGUGAGCAAGAUGGAGAGUUUAAAGGAGAAGAAGCAGAUAUCAUUCUUGACGCCUCUGAGCAACAGAAUAGCGAGGUAAAUAACGAGGGGCCCGGUGAGAAAUACAGUAAUGGUAAUAGCCAUGUCGAGAAUGGCAGUCACAAGAUAUUUAAAACGGAAGAACCUGCAUCAGAAACUCCCCAACCUGCAAAACAACAGCACCAUCAGCCCCAGGUUCAAGCACCACCACAACAAGGCGUGAAGCGAAAAGAGAGCCAUGAUGACCGAAGUAUGGACCCCGAUGCCACAACUGCACUGUUCGUCUCGGAUCUGUACUGGUGGACGACAGACGACGAUAUCAGAGGUUGGGUCAACCAGGCUGGCGUUGAGAACGAUCUUAAAGAUGUCACGUUCAGUGAGCACAAGGUGAACGGUAAAAGUAAAGGACAAGCGUUCGUUGAAUUUAGAUCACCUCAGGCGGCCACAGCCACGAAGCACAAAAUUGAAUCGUUCAACACCCAACAGAGUGGGAGAAAGUAUACCGUCACAUAUACACACCCCAGUACCAAUCCUUUCCGCACGUUGCCGAAAGAUAACCCUAUGCGUGCCAAAGAUGAACGAGGAUCACGGUCUGGAUCUACCAGUAGUUUCAAUGCCCCUCAGACUCAAAGCCCAGGUUUUGGUAUGAACACUGGUGGUGGUUAUCGCGGUGGUCGUGGCGGUGGAUAUAACCGCGGCGCAAUAUCUGGUGGAUUUAACCCCAAUCGUAACUUCGCAUCGCCAAUUGGAGGCGGUAACUUCCAAAGUGGUGGUAUGGGUGGUGGGUUCCAAGCGGCUCCUGUUGGUGGCAUGCAGCCCUACGGUGGAUUUAACAGCCGUGGAGCUAUGAUGGGAAGUAUGCGAGGUGGUCCUGGUGGCAUGCGGGGAGGCCGUGGUGGUAUGGGUGGCCCCGCCCCUAAUCCCAUGAUGUCAGUUGGGGGCGUAGCCAAUGUGGGCGGCAUGGGUAUGGGCAUGGGUGGCAUGCCGAUGGGAGGUAUGCCCAACCAGAUGGGCGGGAUGAUGGGAGGCAUGGCAGGUAAUAUGGGAAUGCAAGGACAAGGCGGUUACCAAACCCAGAACCCUCAUUUCAAUCCUGCUUUCUUCGGCCAGCACCAUGGCGGCAAUGACGGCUCUUGGAACCCACACGGCGCCAAACGGACGCGCCAGGAGUAA